Messenger RNA from Thyridium curvatum, 471 nucleotides. RefSeq lists its product as uncharacterized. The transcript is spliced from 2 exons. Gene Ontology annotation, molecular function: protein tyrosine phosphatase activity. Gene Ontology annotation, cellular component: cytoplasm; nucleus. The coding region runs from base 1 to 471 and encodes 156 amino acids. Lineage: Eukaryota; Fungi; Ascomycota; Sordariomycetes; Thyridiales; Thyridiaceae. The record is from RefSeq and is a predicted model, not a curated record.
AUGGCUACGGAACAAGCACCAGCGGCCCAGUGGUGGGAUGCUUUCCCCGCGCCUCGAGCCAGCUGCCCAAGCAUCGAAGCCGGCGAGGUGAAGCAGAUGCUCGAGCGACUUGAGCAAGAGCCUUCCGCCAAGCGUGAUUUCCUGCUAGUAGAUGUGCGUCGGACGGACUGGGAGGGCGGCACCAUCAAGUCGUCCAUCAACUUCCCCGCGCAGACGCUGUACCAGACCCGGCAGAUCAUCUAUGAUUUGUGCGUGCAGGCGGGCAUCACCAAGAUCAUUUUCUACUGUGGUUCAUCCAGCGGACGCGGUCCGCGGUCCGCCAACUGGAUGCAGGACUACAUCAACGAGCGAGGCGACGAAGGCCGGCUCCAGUCGCUGAUCCUCAAAGGCGGUGUCAAAGGCUGGGUCAAGGCUUAUGGUGCAUCGCUGAUGGAUUUCUGGGAACCGACGUAUUGGGAGCAAUUCAAAUAG